This is a messenger RNA of Dendronephthya gigantea, 825 nucleotides long. RefSeq lists its product as uncharacterized. The record is from RefSeq and is a predicted model, not a curated record. The transcript is spliced from 9 exons. The coding region runs from base 217 to 825 and encodes 202 amino acids. NCBI's taxonomy places the organism in Eukaryota, Metazoa, Cnidaria, Anthozoa, Malacalcyonacea, Nephtheidae.
UUUAUACAAAUCAACUGCUGCACCCAUACUGCGAAAUGACUGACAUUGUGUUAGUAUGAGUAUUUUGAUUUAGUACGAAAGAUCAAGCGAAAAUUACUCAUCCUCACUCAGCGUUGAUUUGCUGUGUUCCUUCGACUGUUCCAAAGCCUGCAACAUCGAAUUUGUGCAUUUUUAAAGCACUGAGCUCAGUGAGGUGAAUGUUGAAAGUUUGUUUGAAUGGAUAUGUCUGGACAGGCCGGUCUGAUGCCAUCUUAUUUCACUUAUGUUAGUCAAAUGAAUUAUCAGGAAGAUGAUUUUGAUGCAAAGAUACUGAAAGCAGUGAAAAAAGAAAUGUCAACAGACAAUGAGUUAACACCAAGUGCAGCUCCAAUUGUCGCCAGCACUGUAACUCUGGAGACUAUUCAAGAUGUUCUUCAUACCCAAGGAUAUGGCGACAUUGAAGCCCCUGAACAAGAAUCACAAUAUGGUCCAUUUGAAGAUACUCGGUUUGAUCAAGUUGUAGAUGUUCAAACUAAUGGAGACCGCUUAAUAAGUGAAGAAGAUGAGAUAAAUUUUAUGCAUCUCCCAGAUUUUGGAGUAAUUCCCAACUCUGAUCCAUCGUCACUUGAGAUGGAUUUGUUGAAUUAUGACUCUGGAAUUGAAGCUGAGAUAGAAGAAAAUAAAGCUCGAACCCCAAGAAAGCGUUCCAAAACCAAACAGAAACGAGUGAACCGUCUGCAGGUCGACAACAUAACAGACAAUGCUGAAGAGUCGGAAGAAGCCACAGUUUCAAAAUUCCAUUGCCAAGUAUUUGUGGGAAUUUUUACAAAGUUUACUCGGCUGUAA